AUGUCCUGUAUAGAUUUAUCUUGGACGACUGCAACGACUGCGUUAGUCGCAGCAGUCACGGUAUCGAAGGCCUUCAAGUUCGUGUCCGGUCUAAAGGCAGUGGAUUACCUUCCGGGCCUAUGGGUGCCAUUCCAGCCUCUCAGUUUGCUCGGCGUGCUCGUACCAGAAAGGUCAUGGAAUCCAGGAGUAAUCUUCGUCUGGACGUGGAGGCAUACUAGAAAUAUUUAUCGUCGCUUUGGCAGUGACACGGUCUCGGUGGUACCUUUUUUCUCUGGCGUACCGUCAAUAUAUACGCGAUCGCUGGAUGUCGCCAAGCAGGUCGUGACCAUUGGUCAUAAGACGGGUGCAUUUGGGAAGACUGAUGAUAUGGGUCGUGUGUUUCUAUUUUGGGGUCCGAAUGUCGUUGCAGCGACGUCCCAGGAUCAAUGGAGAAAGCACAGGAGGAUCACUGCACCUGCAUUUAAUAAUGAUACUUAUCAACUUGUCUGGAAUACUACAAAUAAAGUAUAUUCUGAAAUGAUUGACUGUGAAGGGUGGGGAGAGAAAAGGACAAUAGACGUUCAACGUGUCCAAUCACUGACAACCAAAGCUAAGUAUCUGCAGUUCACCCUCAUCAUCAUGGCCACUGCCGGCUUCGGUCUCCCAUUUUCCUGGGGAGACCCCCCCUCUCAUGAUGGUCGAAUGACAAUUCAGCAAUGCAUGGAGAUUAUAACGCUUAGAAAUACCUUUGCGAUUGCAGCUCCAAAAUGGGCUUGGAAACUGCCGCUGUCAUGGAUUCGGCAGACCCGUCAAGCGUUCGAUAUCAUGAGAGCAUUCAUGGAUUCCCACGUCCGGGCGAGGAGUGAAGCCAUAAAUUCUUCAGUAGAUAAUGACACAUCGAAAGACAUCCUUUCAUUGUUUGUUCGAGCGAACGAAAAUGAUGAGGGAAAACUACGUCUGGACAACAAAGAAUUGAUCGGAAAUGUCUUUGCAUUGCUAUUUGCUGGCCAUGAGACCACAUCAAGCAGUCUGGCAGCUACCCUUGGUUUCUUAUCAUUACAUCCAUCUAUUCAAGAUGAGAUAGUCGAGCAAGUCCACGAAGUCACUAAAGGGCGCGAAAAUGGCGAGAUUACAUACGAAGACUAUAACAAACUGGACAAGGCUAUCGCAGCAUUUUAUGAAGGAACUAGAAUGUUCCCUGCUGGUGUCUAUCUCAUAAGGGAGGCGAAACAAGAUACAGUGCUUAAUCUUUCGGGCAAUGGCGAGGAACCGAAGUUGUUGCCAGUCAAGAAAGGUACACAUGUCUUGGUCGACAUGAUUGGUGUCCAUUACAACCCAAAAUAUUUCCCUGACCCAGAAGAGUUCAAACCUGCACGGUGGUUUGCGAAUAACACGAGCAAUGCACAUAUUAUAGACGGCGAAGAUCACACUAGUUUUAGCGUCGGCCCGCGGUCCUGCCUUGGCAAAAAGUUCGCGAUGACCGAGGGCGUUUGUUUCCUAGUACUGCUUCUACGUGACUGGCGCGUUGAGCCUCUCCUGUCUGUCAAUGACUCUACCGGAGAGAAGGAAACCAAAGAGGAAUGGCGCGAAAGAGUUAUGCAGGCCAAAAUGACUGUCACGUUAGGCGUCAUGGAUGUUCCGCUGACAUUUACAAAGCGAGUCUGA
Suillus bovinus is the source of this 1644-nucleotide messenger RNA. RefSeq names its product cytochrome P450. The transcript has 15 exons. NCBI's taxonomy places the organism in Eukaryota, Fungi, Basidiomycota, Agaricomycetes, Boletales, Suillaceae. The coding region runs from base 1 to 1644 and encodes 547 amino acids. Gene Ontology annotation, molecular function: heme binding; monooxygenase activity; iron ion binding. The record is from RefSeq and is a predicted model, not a curated record.